GGAAGGAAGAAGAUGUCAUCCGCGUAUAAAGACGGCGAGGACUGGCUGACUGUAUGUCUCAAGUAUCUGCUUUUUGUCUUCAACUCACUAUUUUGGGUGGGAGGAGCGGCCGUCCUCGGUGUGGGCGUGUGGACGCUGGUGGAGAAGAGUGAGUUCCUGAGCCUGCUGGCCUCUAGCACCUUUGCCGUAUCCGCCUACAUCCUCAUCCUGUCCGGGGGGCUGGUCGUGGUCACAGGCUUCCUGGGCUGCUGCGCCGUCGUCCGAGAGCAGAGGAGCUGUCUGUCCACGUAUUUCUUUUGCCUGCUUUUGAUUUUCUUGAUCGAGCUGGUGGCUGGAGUACUGGCUUAUGUUUACUACCAGAGGCUGAGCGAAGAGCUGAAGCAGAACCUGAAGCAGACCAUGACAGACAACUAUGCCCAACCAGGAAAGGAGGCUAUCACGUUAGCUGUGGACAAACUACAACAGGAUUUUAAGUGCUGCGGUAGCGACAACUACCAAGACUGGAUGACGAGUGUUUACAUUACGUCAAAGCAUGCCCAGGGCAGGAUGGUGCCCGACAGCUGCUGUAAGUCCAUGACGCCCGACUGUGGCAUCAGGGACCACCCGUCCAACAUCUACAAUGCGGAGGGUGGCUGCAUAACCAAGCUAGAGCAGUUCUUGGCAGACCACCUGUUGGUGAUAGGAGCCGUGGGGAUCGGAGUGGCCUGUCUGCAGAUCUGUGGGAUGGUGCUCACCUGCUGCUUGCACAGGAGGAUCAAGAUGGAGCCUUACUGAGCCGCAGUGACAUGUUUUAGCGCCUCUUAUUUCACUCCACUGGAUUAUCUUCCUCUGGUGUCAUCCUUGUGUCCAUCAUCUUUCAAAUGACCAGGGCGAUAACUAAAUAACUACACUCCACGCAAGGGGAAACACUGUCAUUUUUCAAUGAUGUGUGAGGUUUAAGCUUAGCAAUGUCAGCUCAUCUUACUGCAUGUUUCAAGAGGGAGACGAUGAGAUCAAAUCCCACUGAUGACCGCUAAAAAAAAUAAUGAAACAUUGCCUGUAAAAUUAAGCAUGAUAACCAGUGUGCUUUGAGUGUAUACUGCCACCUGGUGGCUUACAUCAGUUAACAAGAUUUCUGAACUAGUCUGACGGGAAAAGGUUUCAGCAAUUGUUGACUGACUUUAAUUGUUCUUUUCAGAGGCCUUAAAGGGAGUUCUAAACAUAUAUAUUCUUAUUCACUUAGAAAUGAUCGGUUCUUCUGUGUGGAACUUUAAUAACCACUACUCAUGCCCGCCAACUGUAUUAUCAAAACUCAAAUAAACAAAGUGCACGAAUGUUGUUGAAA
Messenger RNA from Nerophis lumbriciformis (worm pipefish), 1324 nucleotides. It is a transcript of the gene tspan11, whose product is annotated as tetraspanin 11. The record is from RefSeq and is a predicted model, not a curated record. Gene Ontology annotation, cellular component: plasma membrane. Lineage: Eukaryota; Metazoa; Chordata; Actinopteri; Syngnathiformes; Syngnathidae.